CGGCCCAUUGGCUCGCAGGUCCACCGGGCGCCUCCGCCCACACGCCCAUUCCGCAGAACUGGCCAGGCUGAGGCGCUGCUCCCCGAGCGCGGGAUCGGAGACGUGGCUCCCGGGCGGAAGAACCAUGUUGGACUUCGCGAUCUUCGCCGUUACCUUCCUGCUGGCGUUGGUGGCAGCGGUGCUCUACCUCUACCCGGCUUCUAGACAAGCUGCAGGAAUUCCGGGGAUUACUCCAACUGAAGAAAAGGAUGGUAAUCUUCCAGAUAUUGUGAACAGUGGAAGUUUGCACGAGUUCCUGGUUAAUUUGCAUGAGAGAUAUGGGCCUGUGGUCUCUUUCUGGUUUGGCAGGCGCCUUGUGGUUAGUUUGGGCACCGUUGAUGUACUAAAGCAGCAUAUCAACCCCAAUAAGACAUCGGACCCUUUUGAAACCAUGCUUAAGUCAUUAUUAAGGUAUCAAUCUAGUGGUGCAAAUGUGAGUGAAAACCACACAAGGAAAAAAUUAUAUGAAAGUGGUGUGACUAAUUCUCUGCAGAGUAAUUUUGCUCUCCUGCUGAAGCUUUCAGAAGAAUUAUUAGAUAAAUGGCUCUCCUACCCAGAGUCCCAGCAUGUACCCCUCAGCCAGCAUAUGCUUGGUUUUGCUAUGAAGUCUGUUACACAGAUGGUAAUGGGUAGUACAUUUGAAGAUGACCAGGAAGUCAUUCACUUCCAGAAGAAUCAUGGCACGCCCUUAGACAACUGGAAUCUAUUUAAAGAAAAUCAUAAAAGAACGAAAAGGAGGAAACUUCGGUCAACAUAUUUCAUUGACUCCUUAGUACAUGGGAACCUUAAUGACCAACAGAUCCUUGAAGACAGUAUGAUAUUUUCUCUGGCCAGUUGUGUAAUAACUGCAAAAUUGUGCACCUGGGCAAUCUGUUUUUUAACCACCUCUGAAGAGGUUCAGAAAAAACUUUAUGAAGAGAUAGACCAAGUUUUGGGGAAGGAUCCUAUUACUCCAGAGAAAAUCGAGCAGCUCAGAUAUUGUCGGCAAGUACUUUGUGAAACUGUUCGGACUGCCAAACUGACCCCAGUUUCUGCCCGCCUUCAAGAUGUUGAAGGAAAGAUUGACAAAUUUAUUAUUCCUAGAGAGACCCUUGUUCUUUAUGCUCUUGGUGUGGUACUUCAGGAUUCCAGUACUUGGCCAUCACCACACAAAUUUGAUCCAGACCGGUUUGAUGAUGAAUCGAUGAUGAAAACUUUCUCCUUGCUUGGAUUCUCAGGCGCACAGGAAUGCCCAGAGUUGAGGUUUGCAUAUAUGGUGACCACAGUACUUCUGAGUGUAUUGGUGAGGAGGCUGCACCUACUUUCUGUGGAGGGACAACUUAUUGAAACCAAGUAUGAACUGGUAACAUCACCCAAGGAAGAAGCUUGGAUCACUGUCUCAAAGAGAUAUUAAAAUUUUAUACAUUUAACUUUCUUGAGGAUAUUGAUGGUUUAAAAAGUCUGUAUUGAAUCCUUUUAUAAAUCAAGUAAUACUAUGGAAUAUAAAUACCUACUAGUACUUCAUUAUGUAAAUUUGGGUUUUUGCAUGUCAGACUUUCUUAAUGCAUUAAAUACAUUCAUACUUAUUG
Leptonychotes weddellii (Weddell seal) is the source of this 1607-nucleotide messenger RNA. NCBI's taxonomy places the organism in Eukaryota, Metazoa, Chordata, Mammalia, Carnivora, Phocidae. The record is from RefSeq and is a predicted model, not a curated record.